Paramecium sonneborni is the source of this 3219-nucleotide messenger RNA. The record is from the annotation of a GenBank genome assembly. Lineage: Eukaryota; Ciliophora; Oligohymenophorea; Peniculida; Parameciidae.
AUGAAAGUAUUUGAAUAACUGGAAAGUGCAAUAAAAUCAAAUGACACCAUAAUCAAAUUAAUUCCAACAUUAAAGUUAAUAACUAAUUCCUUGCCAUUUCCAGAUCGUCAUACUUAUAUCAAAGAUCCUAGAUUAGUAAAACUUCUGUUAAUUGUUUAUCCAUUACUACCAGAAGCAAUUGACAUGAUUUUAGGACAAUUUCUAAAUGUAUUUAAAGACUAAGUAGAAUGGAUUAAAGGGUGUUGCAAAGCUAUAGAAGAGUAUGCAGUUUAUAAAUCAAAUACUAUAGGAACAUCGAAAUUUUAUUGUCUUGAAUUUUUUUAACAAGUUCUUCAUAUUGCAGCAUAAGCAGGGUAAGUAUAAAAUAAUAAUUUUAUAGAUUAGAAUUAGAUGAUAUUUGUUAUGGUUUUAUAAUAUUUUUGAAACAUGCAGAAUCAGAGAAGAUGGUUUUAUAUAUAAUGAAUAAAAUUGAAGCAGUUAAAGAAGAAUAUGGAUAUGGAAUCAGGUCUCUUAAUUAAUUUAGUGAAUUAGUUGAAUCAAGUAAUCAUUAAUAUAUUCUUAGCUGUACUCUAACUUUAUUAAGAAGAAAGUAAUAAAAAUACUGAAGAUUAACAUUUCAGAUCUGUAGCAAUUGGAUUGUAGGAGAGUCAAAGUAAAAGAGUAUUACAUCAUUAAAAUACUCUUUCAUCUCCUUCCAUGAGAUCUCCUGCUGUUUCAAGAUAAAGAUCUGAAUCAUUUGGGUCUUUAAAUGAUGAAAUAGUUGAUAAUAUCAAUAUUGAAGAAAUUCUAAUCUAAGAAAAACCUAGAAUUCUUGAUUCAGAUUAAGCAGAAUAUUUUAAAUCUAAUGAAAGACUCUAAAAUCUAAUUUAUUUUAUUACAGAUCCAUAUCUCUCAUAACCAAGUCUUAUUUUUGAUACUGAUGUACUUGCAGAAAACUCUAUUGAAUUUGAUUCAAACAAUUACAAAAAAUUCAAAAAUAUUAAAAUAGACAAAUUAUUUACUAUUAGAUCUUUUAAGACUUUACUGUUUCUAACAGAUAUCCAUAAUCAUAAAUUAUUAAAUGAAGUCAAUGCUCAUCUAACUUAACUUGUCUGUAAAAUUUAAUUAAAAUAUUCUAGUUAGAUCAAUCUCUGGAUUUCUACAAAAUACUUAAUCAAUUGGCAAUAUCACACAUAUUGUGGCACUUAUAUAAUUUUAUUUAAAAAAUGAUACUAAAGAUACAAUAUAUUACUUUCUAUAUUGCAAUCUACAUUUUUAAUUCUUAGAUUAUAUAUGUAUUACUUUAUAAAUAAUUAGACAAUUCUCAUGUUCUUGAUAUCUUAAUCAGAUUCAUUGAUCCAAAUUUUAUUAAAAUUCCUUAGUAGAUAAGGGAUGAAAUUUGGAUCUUUUUGAAUAGUCAAGGAUUUAUUUCAUACAUAAUUGGAAGAAUCAUAAAUAAAGAUUAUUUAGGUGUAAAUAGAAAGGAAUUUCACGUAUCAAAAGAUGGAUAUAAUAUUUUAAAACGUAUUUAUGAAUAAAAAGUUAUUAAUGGUAAAUAAUUAUCUAAUUAUUUUAGAUGAAAAUACUUCAGAAUAACAUACUUAUAAUUUGAGUUCUAAUCUUGAUCAAUAUUUAGGUCCAUUAAUGCCUGGUAAAACUAUUUAAUAAAAUUUAAUUAAAAAAAAAAGAGUUUUACAUGCAGCUUAAACUUAAAUUUAUACUAGAAGAUAUUCUGGAGCUGGAAUGACUGGGAAAUUUAAUAAGAUAAUUUUAGUUGAAAAUAUAUAAUUAUCAGAAUUAAAUGGAAUUUCAUAAGAUAUUGAUAGAUUUAAGGAUGUCAUUUAAUAUUAUUAGAAUAAUCAAUUUGAUAAUGAAGAAUCGAUUCCAACUAAUUAAGGGAUUAAUAAAUUAGGAAGUGAGAAAAUCAUUCCUAAAUCUACCCAUAAAAGUGUAAUGAGUGAUUAAUUCUUGAAAUCAGAUUUCUUAAUUAAUUAAAUUGAUACAAAACCUAUUGAUAUUAAAUCAUUUUUAGGUGAAAAUAAAUCUGUUGAUACAAAAUUACCAUCUUUAAAAUCAAGUACAAAAUUUAGUGGAGGAAGUAUGCAUUCUAGUAGAAUUCUAAGAUAAUCUUCAAAAUAAGGAUAAGAAAUUAAUUUUAAAAAGAAGAAGUCUUUAAAAAUAGAUAAUAUUGAAGAAAUUUCAAACAAUUUUAAAAAACUUAACAAUCCUAUUUCAUCUCCAACUUCUGCAUUUAGAUGCCAUAGAUUUUAUCCAAAUAGUGAUAUUAGUGUAAUUGAUCAUAUCAUGAGAGAAGAAUACUAAGAGUAUAAUUAAUUUAAUAAUGAAUACUUUGCUCUUUAACAUUCUCAAUUAUUAAAUAUUAUUGUUAAUUUAUUUUAAGGUAAGAAUUAUAAAUUUUAAGCACAAACUGAUUGUUUUACAUAAUUGAUUGAUGAAAAAUUGGUUAAUUUUGAAAGACUAAUGAAACACUAUACAUUAAAAAUAUUAGAACCUGAAAAUGGUAGUGCUUAUGAAUUAGGAUUUUUAAUUGUCAACAUAUUAAAAAAAUUAUCAAACUGUGAUAGUAUUUAGGAAUAGUGCAAUAAAAUUUAUAGAAAUCAAAUUCCAAGAUUAUGUAGAAAUAUUGCUUUAUUAAAUAAACAAUAGUAAUUUCCUUAGUAAUUAAACUUAUAAUCAUAUUCUGUAAAUAUUAUAGGAUCUCAGAAAUUAAUUAUGUAUGAGAUUCUGUAAAUUAUGAUUUGUAACGUAAAAAUAAAAUAUUCUAAUAUCUUUAUUAAACUAAAUGAUACUGCUCUACAUAUAUUAAUUAUAUAAUUCCAUUCUAGCUUUCAUAAUGGAAUUUAUUAAAAUAUUUUUAUGAAUUUAGUAAGACAUUUAUUUGUUUAUGCUUCUGAAAAACAGUUGCUAAGUUUAGUUUUCAAAGUAAAUCUUAUAGAGUCGAUUCAUGCUGCUUAUAAGAAUACUGUGAUUAAUAGAGUUGUGAUUAAAGAGUGGAAUACAGAAUAAUAUAUUCUCUAUUUACAAUAAUUAAGUUAAUUAAUAAUUAAUGCUUUUGAUUUAAGAGAAGAUUUAAGAUAACUUAGAUAGUCUUUAAUUAGAUUAUAAUCUUAUUAAAAAUUAAAGGAAUUAUCCUAAAUAUCUUAAUUUUAAUUUGAUGUCAAUCGAUAUACUAAAGAAUUAAUAGCUGCUGAAUAAUAAUUAGUUAAAAUUAAAUUAUGA